UAUCCUUCCUUCUUGCCCUCAAAAUGUGCGAAAGGGUUCAGGAAGAGUGAGGGGCACCCCAGAAUCGUGAUGGGUCUGCAGCCCAGGAGCCGAUUGGGGUCUGUGGGGUGCGUGGGGAGGGGUCGCGGGAGGUGCAGGGGGGGUUGUGCAUCCUUGUGCCCAUCAGGGGGGCUGUGGGUAAGCACCCCCCCUCCUCCCCGCACCCCUUCCCUGGGCAGCUGGGCUCAGCGCCUGUGCUCCGUGGCCGGGGGCGGUGACACCAUCUUCGCCGUCUCGUCGGGCCACGGGCGCUGCGGGGUUGCCGUGAUCCGCACCAGCGGCCCGGGCAGCCGCGGGGCCCUGCGCAGCCUGUGCCGGCCCCCCGAGCUGCCCCCGCCCCGCGUCAUGGCCCUGCGCCGCAUCCGCGACCCCGCCACCGCCCACACCCUGGACCGCGGCCUCGUCGUCUGGUUCCAAGGUCCCCGGAGCUUCACCGGCGAGGACUGCGCCGAGCUGCACGUGCACGGCGGGCCGGCGGUGCUGAGCGGGGUGCUGCGGGCGCUGGGGCGCCUGCCCGGGCUGCGUCCCGCCGAGCCGGGCGAGUUCACGCGCCGCGCGUUCCGCCGCGGGAAGCUGGACCUGACGGCAGCCGAGGGCCUGGGGGACCUGAUCCGGGCUGAGACCGAGGCACAGAGGAGACAGGCCCUGAGGCAGAUGGAGGGAGAGCUGGGACAGCUCUACCAGCGCUGGAGUGACACCCUCACCCAGGCUCUUGCCCACCUCGAAGCCUACAUCGACUUCAGUGAGGAUGACAAUGUGGAGGAAGAGGUCUUGUGCCAAGUGGAUGGCGCCGUGCGGGCGCUGCAGCAGGAGCUCGGUGCCCACCUGCAGGACGGGCGCCGUGGGGAGCUGCUCCGUGGGGGGGUUCACACCGUCAUCGCCGGCCCCCCCAACGUGGGCAAGAGCAGUCUGCUCAACCUGCUGUGCCAGCGUCCCGCAGCCAUCGUGUCGCCCGUGGCGGGGACGACGCGGGACGUGCUGGAGGUGGCGCUGGACGUGGGCGGCUACCCGCUGGUGCUGAGCGACACGGCCGGGCUGCGCCACGCCACCGACCCCGUGGAGCAGGAGGGGGUCAGCCGGGCACGGCACCGGCUGCAGCGAGCAGAUCUGGUGUUGGCUGUGCUGGAUGCCACCGUGGUGCCCACCGAGCCGGCCAAGCUGGGGGCUGCCCUGGGGUCUCUGCUGCCCCCCACUGCCCCCCCCUGCAUCCUGGUGCUCAACAAGGCCGACCUGCUGCGUGGUGAGGGGGAAACCCUGCGUGAUGCCUGCAGCCAGGGGGACCCUCUGCCCCCCACCACCCUCCUGUCCUGCAAGACGGGCGAGGGGCUGGACAACCUCCUGGGGCUGCUGGCACGGCAACUGGCACGGCUAUGUGGAGACCCCUUGGCUGGCUCACCCAGCCUCACCCAGAGCCGGCACAGCCUUCACUUGGGCGACUGCGCCACGGCCUUGGCACGGUACGGCCACGAGCGCCGGCGGGACCUGGGGCUGGCAGCCGAGCAGCUGAGGCUGGCACGGAGGCACCUGGGCAGGAUCACCGGCCACGUGGGUGCUGAGGAUGUCCUCGACAUCAUCUUCAGGGACUUCUGCAUUGGCAAGUGAGGAUGCCCCCAGGAUGUGGUGCCCCCGGCGCUGGGGAGGGCGGGCAGGGGAGCUCUGGGCUCUGUGCUGCUAUUAAACUGU
Molecule: messenger RNA, 1722 nt
Organism: Colius striatus (speckled mousebird)
Lineage: Eukaryota; Metazoa; Chordata; Aves; Coliiformes; Coliidae
Gene: GTPBP3
Product: GTP binding protein 3, mitochondrial
Exons: 8
Coding region: 70-1641 (523 amino acids)
Biological process (GO): tRNA methylation; tRNA wobble uridine modification
Cellular component (GO): cytoplasm; mitochondrion
Molecular function (GO): GTP binding; protein binding; GTPase activity
Source: RefSeq, a predicted model, not a curated record